Molecule: messenger RNA, 555 nt
Organism: Alternaria ethzedia
Lineage: Eukaryota; Fungi; Ascomycota; Dothideomycetes; Pleosporales; Pleosporaceae
Exons: 2
Coding region: 1-555 (184 amino acids)
Biological process (GO): protein folding in endoplasmic reticulum
Cellular component (GO): EMC complex
Source: RefSeq, a predicted model, not a curated record
AUGUCGAAAUCGCCUCCUCCGCCCCCGCAGUGGGUGCUCGACCUCAACUCGACGCCCGCAUCCAAGCCGAAGAACGCCUCGCUCUCAGACCCACCGGGCUACACGGCUUCUCUCACCAAGAAGGAGCGCUCUCAGGCAUCAAAGACGCAGAGGCAGCCCCCGACCCCGGAAGAGAUGGAUACACUCAAGAUGAAGAAGGCGUGGGAGGUCGCCAUCGCGCCCGCAAAGCAGUUGCCCAUGAACGCUUUUGGCAUGUACAUGACAGGCAACACUCUGCAAAUCUUCUCCGUCUUCAUGGUCUUCACGCUCUUCAAAACUCCCGUUCUCGCUGUACUAGGUCUUCAACGCACCUUCGCUCCCUUUGAAACCCCCGGCACAUCUGGACGACUCCUCGGUGUCAAGCUCGUUUACAUUGCAUGCAACAUGCUGAUGUUGGCGUUGGGUAUAUGGAAAGUGAAUGGCAUGGGACUCUUACCAACGACAAAAUCAGACUGGCUGGCAUGGGAAAGUGAGAGGAUAUGGUCUGAAAGGGCAGUACCGAAGGAGUGGUUGUGA